This is a messenger RNA of Nematostella vectensis (starlet sea anemone), 2405 nucleotides long. Its product is annotated as apocarotenoid-15,15'-oxygenase. NCBI's taxonomy places the organism in Eukaryota, Metazoa, Cnidaria, Anthozoa, Actiniaria, Edwardsiidae. The record is from RefSeq and is a predicted model, not a curated record. Gene Ontology annotation, molecular function: carotenoid dioxygenase activity. The transcript has 7 exons. Bases 486 to 2039 code for a protein of 517 amino acids. Gene Ontology annotation, biological process: carotene catabolic process.
UUGCCACGAAAACAAGCCUAGAGACGGCUUAAAAUGUUAGUGAUGACUUUGUUAAGUUUUGGCCACUAAUGGUGGAUCAAGGACAUGUUAAUUGAUGACUUAAAAGUUGUUCUCGAGCGUGUUUUGGCGCAAUGCAAUAGCAACAGUGUUGUAAUCAUAUCAGAUUCAUGAAUAGGCAGGCGAUUAUGCAAAUUGUGCUACGUCACGGCACGCCCUGGGAACGAGACCAAACUUUUAUAAAUGAAGAACAAAAAAGAAUAAAUAAAGUAGAGGAUAUACAAAACUCCAUGACAAUUUUUACAUAGGGACGUAGCUAUUAAUACUGGCUAAUACCAUCUACCUAGAAAUCAGAAUCGACUAUUUUUUUUUGCAAUUUCUUGGGUUGCCUGUGGUGAUCUUGGCAAACCGGAAGUAACGAUACACUUCUGUAGCUGACCUCUGCCAUCGAGGGCUCACAUUUUCGCGGUAGAUAACAAAUAAACGAAAUGGACGACCUGUCUCCGGAUAUAAACCGGCCUUUGGAUCUGAAACAGUGUAGCGAAGGUUGGAAAUCCCAGAAAGAGUACAGUUACUGGGUGCCAGGAGCAGAUAUCGUAGGUCGAAUCCCUGAUGAUCUGUUUGGAACAUUCUUCAGAAAUGGACCCGGUGUUAACGAGGUCUACGGGAUAAAGCUCAAACAUCCCAUUGAUGGUGAUGGUAUGGUUUGUGCUGUUACAUUUCAAAAUGGGAGGGUACAUUUCAAGUCCAAGUUUGUUGAGUCCAAGCAUCACCGUGAAGAAAGAGAGCAAAGAAAGUUAUUGUAUGUUGGACAAAUGGGGACUAAAUCAACCAGCAUACUAAGAAGCAGUGCAUCUCUGCUCACAAGCUUUCUACAGGGAAAAUUUCCUCGCAUCAAAUUCAGGAACCCCUCAAACACAAACUCCUUUUACUGGGGAGGCAAGCUGAUCACCUGCUAUGAGACUGGAAUACCACACUGUUUGGAUCCAUAUUCCCUUGAAACACUUGGUCCAGAUGAUCUGAAUGGAGCAUUAGAGCUCAAAGCACUGGCUGCACACUUCAGAAUUGAUGCUGAAAAAGAGCGCAUUGUUUGCAUCAGUGUUCGACCUGGGUUUAGGAGAGCACCAUGCCUGGGGAUUUACGAGUUUGACAGGAGGUGGAGAUUGUGCCAGAAGCAACUUCAUCACAUUGAAGGAUUGAAUUACAGUCAUGACUUUAUCUUGUUGCCCGAUUAUUAUGUAUUCCACAUGACACCCUUCGUCACAACUUCCAUGCUACUGACGGUCAAGAUUUUAUCUGGUUGGAGCUCUCCUGGUGAAGAAAUGAAAUACUUCCCUGGACUUCCUUCACGGUUUGUCAUCAUCCCAAGGACCCAGAGUAGAUUAAAGUCACAGGGUAUCAUCCAAGUUGACACUGAUCCAUGUCAUAUUUUUCACUUUGGUACUGCCAGCCAAGAUGGUGACAAGAUAAAGUUCUGUGCAGUUUGCCUUGACACCAAGUUCAACAUGAGUUUUGACAAUGAAGUCUGGCUGAGUAACACAUCUGUGUCCCCUGGCCGUAUGUACAACUUCACCAUCGACCUGCCCGGUAAAACGUGCACACGAGUCCAGGCAGACACUGCGAGCUGUGAGUUCCCCUUCUCUCAUCCUUACAGGCAUGGCAUGCCAGGAACACGCUAUAACUAUCUGAUGGCCAGUGCCCGUCCUGGGUACAAUCUACCAUACCGAGACAUAGUUAAGUUUGAUGCUGCUGGAAAUGGCCGCCAGGUGUGGUACUCACAUGGGUGUAUUGGUGAGCCAGUGUUUGCCCCACGGCACGGCUACGAGUCUUGUAAGAUAGGGGACGAGGAUGAUGGUUAUGUUAUUGUUCAACUCUAUGUACCAGAAAAAAAGCUGACUGAAUUUUGUGUGCUAGAUGCCAAAGACCUCAGCAAAGGGCCUUUGGCACGUAUAAAACUGAAGCACCAUAUUCCAUAUGGGUUUCAUGGAACAUUUACACCUGAAGUGUUUGUGAUGCCACCUGUUCUAAAAGCAAAGCUGUAAGGGUCAGGUUAACUAAACAUUAUUUUUUAACAGCACAUAUUUUAUUGGGGUCAACAGAAAGUUCACAUCUGACCUUUAGAGUCUUCAGGGCAUGUCAUGUUUGCAAAAUUGUAAUUUUAUCUGUUCUUGUGUGAAUUAAUUUAUUCUAUAUAAUUUAACACAGUAAAGAUAUAUUUUAAAAAGGUUAAAUGACAAGAGCAUGUUUUUAAAUAAAUUUAAGUAAAUAUUAUACUGUAUGAUUGUUCGAGAAAAGGAAUAUUUGUAAUGGUUUAUAAAUUAGGACUUUAGUUAUUUAUUUGUUUGUGUUUUUAAAUUAUGUAUAGAAUGCUAACUGACAAGAAUAAAUCUUAACAUUGUUUGGUGUAA